Messenger RNA from Ilex paraguariensis (yerba mate), 273 nucleotides. The record is from the annotation of a GenBank genome assembly. Lineage: Eukaryota; Viridiplantae; Streptophyta; Magnoliopsida; Aquifoliales; Aquifoliaceae.
AUGGCUGUACUCAAUGUACAAGGGCAUAUUGCAAAAGGGGUUCGCAACAUGUACUUCGUGGUUUGGGGUGGUAUUUCAAACCCUUGGCAGUUUCUGGCAAACUGCGAUGCAGAACGCGGCCGCCCCCCCACCGGGGCGGCUUUAAAGUUCCUCAUGGUUAGAACUCACAAGAACUGGCCGGUGAGGAUCACUGCUUGUGGAGCUGCUACUCUUAGUACCUGUUUAGUAUGUGGGACAAAGGAGGACUUGGAAGAUAGGUUGGGUCGGGAAUAA